AUUUAGGUCAUGGAGAAUAUGGACAGGUUUUCCUUGCAAAGGCUAAAGGAAUUAUUGAAGAUAAUACUGACACUGUUGUCAUGGUCAAAGCUCUUGAAAGUAAAGAUGAAAAUAUCAAUACUGAAUUUAGGAAAGAAAUUUCUAUGUACUUAAAAAUGAAACAUGAAAAUGUAGGAAAAUUGCUCCGUAUGUGUCAAGAAGCUGACCCACAUUACAUGAUUAUGGAUUAUACAGAUUGGGGAGAUUUGAAACAAUUUUUAUUAGCAACUAGACCUGAAGAAAUCACUAAAGGUCCAAAGCAGUCACCUCUUUCUGUACCUCAGAACUUGAUGAUUUGCCAACAAGUAGCAGUUGGGAUGGAUUAUGUAGCAAAGCAGCAGUUCUUCCACAAGGAUUUAGCAGCUCGCAAUUGCUUAAUAUCUUCCAGCUUAAAAAUCAAAAUUAGUUGUCCGUGCUUAUCUCUGGACACUUAUUCUCAAGAAUACUAUCAGUAUAAAUCUAAAGUUAUUCCUUUACGAUGGGCUUCCCCUGAAGCAGUAAUUAGUGAUAACUGGUCAAUUAAAAGUGAUGUGUGGUCAUUUGCUGUUUUAAUUUGGGAGGUGUUUCAUAAAGCUGAAUUACCAUUUUCAGAUAUGUCUAAUGAUGAAGUGAUGCAAAAGCUUCAGGCCAAAGAAUUGAAAAUUUCUUUACCAAAUGAUGCCCCCGAUAGCCUAGUCAAACUAAUAGAUAAAUGUUGGUCUCAAAAUCCAAAUGACCGUCCCACAUUUUCUGAAAUUGUAACAGUUUUUGUGGAAUUAAGUGUGGCUGUUCAAGUGUGAUAUAUUUGUAUAUGUAUAUGUUUUUAAUAUCAUUUUAUGUACAACAGUCAAGUUAACAUUUUUCAUCUGAUAAACUUCCAUUUUAAGUUAUUGCUUUCAUCAAUGUACAUAUGUGACUUAUCAUUUUACAUGAAGGACAAUUUUUUGAUAUUUUUUAAUGAUAUUUUUUUCUACAGCAAAGCUUUUGAUACCAUGUUUUAGUAUUCAUGCCGUA
This is a messenger RNA of Uloborus diversus, 1032 nucleotides long. RefSeq names its product inactive tyrosine-protein kinase 7-like. The record is from RefSeq and is a predicted model, not a curated record. Bases 81 to 818 code for a protein of 245 amino acids. Gene Ontology annotation, biological process: protein phosphorylation; cell surface receptor protein tyrosine kinase signaling pathway; multicellular organism development. Lineage: Eukaryota; Metazoa; Arthropoda; Arachnida; Araneae; Uloboridae. Gene Ontology annotation, molecular function: transmembrane receptor protein tyrosine kinase activity; ATP binding. Gene Ontology annotation, cellular component: signaling receptor complex. The transcript is spliced from 2 exons.